Colletotrichum phormii is the source of this 616-nucleotide messenger RNA. RefSeq lists its product as uncharacterized. Bases 57 to 419 code for a protein of 120 amino acids. The transcript has a single exon. The record is from RefSeq and is a predicted model, not a curated record. Lineage: Eukaryota; Fungi; Ascomycota; Sordariomycetes; Glomerellales; Glomerellaceae.
CGUCAGCGAUCCGUCGGCGGUCGUCGUCUUAAGAGGCAAAAAAGGCUGCUAGUGCGAUGAUGCUCUGGUAUUCGUUACUUUCCCUACGGACGUAUGGCGUUGUGUGUUUGCGCUGUGCGGCAGUAUGGAAGUUAAGUACGUGCUGUGCGAGGUGUGCACCGGCUGGCCCCUUGCUUGAUCUUAGUGCGCGUGGCAACGGUGCACUGCUCAGCUUUAAAUUCGUGUACCAUCUUUUUUGGUUUGGGGGGAAUAAUAGCCUUCUUUUUUUUUCUUUCUUUUUUUUCGAAUCUCGCACCUCAUCACAUCGCGGGACUUGGAGAGAACAUGUCGCAUCCCGGGGAACCUUGCCCGCCGACCCGUCCUCUCCUCUCCUCUGCUCCCUAUGUGUGUCUCUGUUUCUGUACAAAGUAGACUCCUAAAGGUAAUGGGGUAAUAGAACUAUACGCAUAGUUCUUCUGCCUUCAGAUCGGACCUGGCCCCGUCUCCCCAGGACCCAAAGUCAUCUCGUCGGCUUUAGGAGUUUUGCCCAUUGUCCGCCAAAGUCCGUUGUCCAAUCGCCUAUAGGCUAUCCGUAUGGGCGAACAUUCUCAACCACCCCCCCUUCCCUGUCUCCCCU